Messenger RNA from Biomphalaria glabrata, 2750 nucleotides. RefSeq names its product N-alpha-acetyltransferase 35, NatC auxiliary subunit-like. Gene Ontology annotation, cellular component: NatC complex. Bases 210 to 2372 code for a protein of 720 amino acids. NCBI's taxonomy places the organism in Eukaryota, Metazoa, Mollusca, Gastropoda, Planorbidae. The transcript is spliced from 20 exons. The record is from RefSeq and is a predicted model, not a curated record. Gene Ontology annotation, biological process: N-terminal peptidyl-methionine acetylation.
AGAUUUAUUUGUUCAAUAACAAUAUUAGUUACAUUGUGUCAACAUAAAUCAUAACUAACAUAACCAUGAUAAUUCUACUUUUCUCAUUUUGGUUCAAGAAUUAGACCUAGUUAUCUAGAUUUACUAGAUCUGUAUUGCUAUAGUAAUAGUGUACAUUACAGACAAUCUAGAGGAGAGGAUAGAUUGUUUUGGUUUUCUAUAAACACAUUAUGGCUUCAUCUGAAAAUGACAAGCUGGAAUACCCCAAAUUCAAAUGGGUGGAUAUUACUAAAGAGUUCUUUACAGCAAGCUCUUUUUUACAUUUAGGUGAAUUAGUCCAUGAUUGCUCUUUUGGAUUGUUUGAGGCCAUGUCAGCGAUAGAAAUGAUGGAUCCUAAGAUGGAUGCAGGAAUGCUGUGUAAUCAAAUUAAAAGAAAAGUCCUGACAUUAGAGCAAUCAAUAGAAGAAGGGUGUUUACGUAUAAAAGACUUAAGUUAUCGUGAAUUGAUUGGAAUAAUGGAUGCAUCAUUAGCUUGUCUGGUGACUUGGAUAGAGGGCCAUUCAUUAGCUCAGACUGUCUUCACCAAUCUCUACCUACACAACCCUUACAUCAUUGAAGACAGAGUGCUGAAAGCUUUCUGUAUCAUCAUGUUAAAGAUUGUGGAUCAUAUAAGGGAACGAAUCAACAGGGCUGGAACUGUUGAAGAGGAAGAUUUCCAGCCAAUGUCAUAUGGAUUCAAAAUGGCUGGAGAUGUUUCUGAAUCGAGAGCCUUGGGAAUGAUUAAAGAGGUGGAAGAAGAAUUGGGAAAGAUAAGAAAAAAUACCAGAAGUAAAGCAGGAGAAGAAAGAUCAGAAGUACAGAAUGAGCAGAUUUCUAUUUGUGUCUUGCAGCACCAGUUAGUUACGGCUGUUCAUGUCAGACUUCAAUUUUACAAGCUAUUCUAUUCUACUUUGUUAUCAUUUGCUAAAGAGAAGUGUGAAGGCAUCCCUGUGGUUAAGAAAAAUCUCUCACAGAUGUCAGAGCUGAUUCCAACAAUGAUAGAAACUGUAUCUCUUGGCAUUCAAGAAGAAUCUCCUCCAGCCUCAAAAAAUGAUUAUCCAACGAUUAGUGGAUUUGAACCAUUAAUUAAUCAGCGUCUCCUGCCACCAACUUUUCCUCGGUAUACAGUCAUAAAACCUAGAUUAGAUUCAAUGAAUUACAUGACUAGUUUGGUGCAGAAGAUGUCAUUUAUUACAACAGUACCAGACCUGGGAUAUUUACACAAUAUAUUGGAUGCAUUUAUGGAAUUCAGUAAAAGUUCUCCAUGUGUAUUGUCUAGGUCAAUACUACAAAUGAUGCUGUUACCACCAAAUAGACGAGUGUUUGGUACUCACUCUAUGGUGGAUACAUUGAAAGAAACUGUUCGAGGUUUUAUUGCUCCUCCUGGUCUGUCACCCAAAUCUUCCAUCUACAAUCAUCCUCAGGCCAAAGAAUACAUUGACGCCCUAAUGUCCAGAGCAGUGCGUCCAUUUUGCAUAUUGUUUCAGAUAACUGGUCACAACAGAGCCAGACAAAGAGAUAAAUGGGCCAACAUUUUGGAGGAUUUAUCAAAUCUUCAGGAAGAGGCUGAUAAAGUUGAUGCUUAUCUGCACACAUUGCUGAUAAAAACAGAAAAAAAUCGCAAUCACCUGGCUUGCUUUGGGACCUGGGUACUUUAUCAUACACUGAAUGCCAUGAUCAAUUAUACAAUUUCAGGCUUUGAAUUAGAACUAUAUGCUAUCUUUGAAUACCAUUAUAUUUAUUGGUAUUUGUAUGAAAUUCUGUAUGCAUGGCUGGUUUCAACAUUACAUAGAGCUGAUAGUUUUCUUUUGGAUGCAGAGAAUGCACCAGACAUGUCAUUGAAAGGAAGAAAUAGUAAAAAAAUAAAGAAGAAAAAAAGAACUAAAACCUUGACCAGAGAACUAACCAUUGCCCAGGCAUAUCAACAAAUGUUUGGAGGAUACUAUAAGGCUGUAAUUGGAUUCCAGCUUUGUGGAAAACUGAAGAUUCCUGAGUUUAGAUUUGACAGUGAAGAAGUUCGAUAUGCUCAUAGAUUUGCACCAUUUAGUAAUGUAUUGACACCACCAAUGGUUCAUUAUGCUCAGUAUAAAGAAAUGUCAGACCUCCGACGCUAUGAUCCCCAACCCAGUACAGUGGAAAUGUUUAGCUCAGCAUGCAAAUGUUUCUGUCAAGCAAAGGAUCUGCUAGAGACAAUCAGUCCUCUAACUGAUGAGAUUCAGACAGUCAUAAAAAUAGCAAAAAUCAAUUUUGUUGUGAUGAAGCUUGCAGUUGGUGGUCAUAAGGAGAACUCUAUGGUGCCUCCUGAAUUUGACUUUUCCCAACACAGAAUUUUUCCUGUGAUUAAAAUGGUUUGAUUUAGUUGUCUAUUUAUUGUCUGCUACAAAGAGUUUCUAUUUAAAAAGUUUCGAUAAGUUUCUGUUAUAAAGAUUGUUUUAGAAAAAAAAAAAAUCAACUUUAUAAAAUUUAAUAUUGCUGUGGACAGCUUGUUUUAAAUCUGUUUACAUUGUUUUAAUGAAAAAGCAAAAGCUUACAUAUUUGUUCAACUUUUUAUCUUUCAUUGCUAGUACUUUAUAUUGGAUUGUAAGUUUUAUCUGUUAAGUUUAUCAAUUUUCCUUGAUUUGUGAAAAAGUAUUUCUUCUAUUUGAUAUCUGUUCCCAUUAAAACUAAAGAAACAUUUUGAUCUCUAUGAUUGUUUAAAUGUCUUUGAAACAAAUAAAUUGUUGUACAGUCAA